AGGUAGUAGAUUUAGGUUCACUAUCAUCAUAGCCCAUCUAAAAGCGCACGGCACCGCCUCCCAACGGUCGCUCUGCACCACAACGCGCUUCUGAUGAGCAGGGUCUUCCAUUCCAGCCUGAGUCCACCAACUGCCAGUUCAGUUGAGCAAACUUUGCAGAGGAGUGGAAAUCGGAGUGGAUUUCGUUGGUUUUCUAUUAUUUAAACACCUGACUAAAUUCCACUAUUUGGAGAAAAACUCGGACAUCAUCCAACAUCAAUUCAGUUGGAUUUAAAGUUAUGGCACUAUCAGUGCUGCGCAGCAGUUUGCUUUUGCUAUGUGUGACAACUAUCCAUACUUGCCAUGGUGGCGGACAGAACUGCAUGGACAAACACCAGUUGGUUGGUGUUCUCCGUCAGAUGGAGAAGUUUCUGAAGGGACAGGAGAUGAGGUUCACAGAGGGACUACGCAUCAUGAAGUCCAAACUGGCAACCCUACAGAACUCUGUGUCCAAGCUACCGCAGGCCGAUCAGUCGGCUGCUCCGUCCGUUUGCCCCUCCCUGGACGCACCUGUCCACGGGAGGAAGUUUGGCUCCAAGUCUUUCAUCAGUCAUGAGGUCCAUUUUACCUGUUCCCAUGGUUACCACCUGGUGGGCCCCGAGACACGUGUGUGUCAGGAGAACGGGAGUUGGAGCGGUGUCAACACCAUCUGUAAAGAUGUGAGUGAGUGCUCCAGUAACCCAUGCCAGAACGGAGGGACCUGUGUAGAGGGAGUAAACCAGUACAGGUGCACCUGUUCACAGAGCUGGAAUGGAUCCAACUGUCAGCACCAGACACAGACGGCUCCGCCCGAGUGGAGCGUCAUGAAUGACCCGGCGUUCAGCAGACGUCCCCGCUGUGCCAAAGUGGACCGCGCCCAACACUGCAGCUGCGAUGCUGGCUUUCACAUGAGUGGGACAUCUGACAACAGUAUCUGCCAGGAUGUAAAUGAGUGUGAGGUGUACCGGCUGGACCAGGGGGGCAAGCUGUGUGUGUACGAGUGUGUCAACAUACCAGGCUCCUACCACUGCUCCUGCCCCAGCCACUAUAAGCUGCUGCCUGAUGGUAGGAGCUGUGAGGAUGUGGAUGAGUGUCUGACCCAGCAGCACAACUGCAGUAGAGGAACAACAUGUAUCAACACUGGAGGAGGGUUCCAGUGUGUGAGCCCGGAGUGUCCCCGAUCACACGGCAACAUCAGCUACGUCAAGACGUCUCCCUUUCAGUGUGAGAGGAACCCCUGCCCUAUGGAGAGUCGUUCCUGUCACCUGGCUCCUAAGACGGUCUCCUUCCACUACCUCUCCCUCCCCUCCAACCUCCAGACCCCGGCAACCCUGUUCCGCAUGGCAACCGCAGCCGCCCCCGGCCGCCCCGGCCCCGAUAGCCUGAGAUUCGGCAUUGUCGGGGGAAACAGCCGCGGGAUGUUCGUGAUGCAAAGGUCGGACCGCCAGACGGGUGAAUUGAUCCUAGUUCAGAGGUUAAGAGGACCACAGAAUAUCAGUGUUGAUGUGGACAUGUCAGAGUAUAGUGAUCGCACCUUCCAGGCUAAGCAUGUGGCGAAGGUGCAUAUUCUGGUAUCAGCGUAUAACUUCUGAGGAGGAUGGACGGACAGAGGAACGAGUGAAAGGGACAGAGGGAGGAAGGGAGAAGAGGAACGAAGAAGGAGGAGAGAGGGAGAAGAAUGGAGAAAAGGAGGAGGAGAGAGGGAGAAGGAUGGAGAGAGGGAGGAGGGCAGAGAGAGAGGGAGGAGGGCAGAGAGAGAGGGAGGAGGGCAGAGAGAGAGGGAGGAGGGCGGAGGGAGGAGGAGAGAGGGAGAAGGACGGAGAGUGAAGGACAGAGGGAGAAGGACGGAGAGAGAGGAUGACGGAGAGAGAGAGAAGGGAGGAGAGAGAGAUGAGGACAGAGAGAGGGAGGAGGACGGAGCGAGGGAGGAGGACGGAGAGAGAGAGGGAGAAGUCGGAAGGAAACGACAGAGCGGGAGGACAGAAUGGUUUGGACUGACGUCGAUUAUGAAGUAUAUGAGUGAGGAUGGUACUGAAAUUAAUGAAUGGUGUAUUGAGUGAGUUAAUUACUGAAUGAGUGAGUGGGUGAGUGAGUAAACAUUUGUAAAGCAAACUAAAAGAGUGGUAAUGGAAUGGUAAUGAGGUUGCCAUGGUGACUGAAGGCUUUGCUCGUAUAUAUGCAAUGACAUUGUGUAACAAUGACAUCAGUUUAAAGGCCCACACUGUUCCUUUAAAGCUGUUUAUCAAAACGACUGAAAAUAUCACAGAAUGGGCCUUUAAGAGUCAUGAACCCCAGAAUGCGUCCAAAGUGGCACCAUAUUCACUAUUAAAUAAACUACUUUUUCGUGCACUAUGUAGGGAAAGGGGUGCCAUUUGGGACGUAGACCCUUUAAACCAUGAAGCACUCACAUGGCCCUGAUUUAUCAGAAUAUGUUGUUGUUGUUGUUUAUUUUGACACAGUCAGUGAUUCAAUGCAGUGUGAUGUUACCUUAUAUCAGGUACAGCUGUUUUUACUGGCUUGCUUUGUGAUUAUAGGACCAAAACUCUAAGAACAACUUAAGGCGGUUUGGAUGUAGUUUUUAACAAUAGCAUUGUACUUUGACAUAUUUCUAGUAUCAUAUUGGGCUAUUACAGGGUAACUACAGUGAUUUGGCAGCCUUGCCAAUGCAGUGUACAAUAUCAUCUGAUGUUUUAAGGAGUCUUUAUUAUCGCACAUAACUAUUUCUCCUGAAAUAAAGACCGUCCUUCACUACUACUUUGACCUAAUUUACAUGCAACAAAUCAGUUAGUUUGACCUGAUUUACACCCUGUGUCCCUAUCCAAAACACAUCGGUUAGUUUGAUCUGAUUUACACCCUGUGUCCCUAUCCAAAACACAUCAGUUAGAUUGAUCUGAUUUACACCCAUGUCCCUAUCCAAAACACAUCAGUUAGUUUGACCUGAUUUACACCCUGUGUCCCUAUCCAAAACACAUCAGUUAGUUUGACCUGAUUUACACCCUGUGUCCCUAUCCAAAACACAUCAGUUAGUUUGACCUGAUUUACACCCUGUGUCCCUAUCCAAAACACAUCAGUUAGUUUGACCUGAUUUACACCCUGUGUCCCUAUCCAAAACACAUCAGUUAGUUUGACCUGAUUUACACCCUGUGUCCCUAUCCAAAACACAUCAGUUAGUUUGAUCUAAUAUACACCCUGUGUCCCUAUCCAAAACACAUCAGUUAGUUUGAUCUAAUAUACACCCUGUGUCCCUAUCCAAAACACAUCAGUUAGUUUGACCUGAUUUACACCCAUGUCCCUAUCACACAACAAAUCAGUUAGGAUGAUCAAGUGAUCAGUAAUAUGAUCAGCUAUGUUCAGGUCUAAAGAAGAAUUGAUCAGAAAAAAAGCAUGUUUAUAGGGAAGUCCUUUGAAAUCACAAACCAGAAUGGAGGUCAAAGCCUGCACAUACUGGACUGUUGGUCAAUGUUAGAACCGAAAGAAUGUCACGGCAGAGCUUUCACUUAGUUGUGACUGGAGUAAUAGCCAUAUGGAAAUUAAAGAUAUACUUCAG
Oncorhynchus keta (chum salmon) is the source of this 3565-nucleotide messenger RNA. Its product is annotated as fibulin-7-like. The record is from RefSeq and is a predicted model, not a curated record. Gene Ontology annotation, molecular function: calcium ion binding. NCBI's taxonomy places the organism in Eukaryota, Metazoa, Chordata, Actinopteri, Salmoniformes, Salmonidae. The transcript is spliced from 9 exons. The coding region runs from base 279 to 1610 and encodes 443 amino acids.